AGUGUAAAAAUAAUCAACGGCCAAACAACGCAUUAUGACUCCGUUACGGCGUUGCACCCUCCCUACCCACCCCACCCCACCAUUUAUUGCCACUGUGAUCCGACCUCCUCAACUGCAUGCCCUAUUCGUGUCACCUGAAAUUCAACGCCUUCUUCCCUUACGCACACAUUCAUUUGUGAUAAUCUUCAAUUCCAUAUAUAAUUUCUGCUUUUUGUUUUCGAUAGUAAAAGAAAUUCGAGUUUUUUCAGAUUUUUGUGGCGAUGGGGAGGAAGAGGAGCGCGCCGCUGAACAAGCUGUUCGCGUGGGUGCGUCGGCAGUCAACGAAGGUCAAGACUUUCCUGGCGGCGGUGACGACGGUGGCGGCGCUGGUGGCGCUCAAGCUGCUCGUCCACGACCACAACCACUUCUUCAUCGCCUCUGAAUCCAUCCAUUUCGCCGGGAUUUUGGUCCUCAUUUACAAGCUCACUACUAAAAAAUCGUGCUCAGGCCUGUCUCUGAAGACACAAGAACUCACUGCCAUGUUCUUGGCUGCAAGGUUAUGCUGCAGUUUGUUCAUGGAGGGCGACAUUCACACUUUUCUCGAUUUCCUAACGCUUGUGGCAACGUUGUGGGUCGUAUACAUGAUGAGGUUCAAGUUGAAGUCGACCUACAUUGCAGACUUGGACAAUAUGCCCUUGUAUUAUGUGGCGGUGCCUCCUGCAAUUCUAGCCCUGUUCAUCCAUCCUUACACGCACCACGCACACGUUGGCCGGAUGCUGUGGGCGUUCUCCGUGUACUUGGAGUCCAUCUGUGUGCUGCCACAACUUCGGAUGAUGCAGAACACCAAGAUGAUCGAGCCAUUUACAGCCAAUUAUGUAUUUGCACUCGGUGUUGCAAGAUUUCUAGGAUGUGCUCAUUGGAUCAUCAAGGUGUAUGAUUCUGCUGGGACAUACUUGUUCCUGGUUGGAGCUAGCUAUGCAUGGCUUCCCAUGGUUCUUCUAUCAGAAGCUGUUCAGACAUUCAUCUUAGCAGAUUUCUGUUACUACUACAUCAAGAGUAUGAUGAAUGGCCAACUCCUUGUCACCCUGCCGUUGCCUGUCUGAGAAUUUUGAAAUCUUGAUGAUAAUGAUGCAGGGAAAGUGUUUAAGUGUACAUUAUGUUUUGUGGAUUCAAGUGUUUCAUGUAUGAAAAGGGAUUGAUCCUGGGAAUUAUAUAUUGCAUUAUCUUAUCUAGUUUAAGGACUCUCUCUCGUCACAAAAUGUGGAAUUUUUCUUUUAUGAUCUUGGAAUUUUCUUUUAUGACGAGGAAAAAUUCACAAUCAUUUAAGAACUUCCAUUGACAAGUUGUGUAACACUAUUUAGAUCGUGUUAUGGUUCGAAUUUCUAAUAAAUUUUGGUUGUUUCACUAUUAAA
This is a messenger RNA of Salvia miltiorrhiza (redroot sage), 1391 nucleotides long. RefSeq lists its product as uncharacterized. Gene Ontology annotation, molecular function: ER lumen protein retrieval receptor activity. Lineage: Eukaryota; Viridiplantae; Streptophyta; Magnoliopsida; Lamiales; Lamiaceae. Gene Ontology annotation, cellular component: membrane. Bases 261 to 1082 code for a protein of 273 amino acids. Gene Ontology annotation, biological process: protein retention in ER lumen. The record is from RefSeq and is a predicted model, not a curated record. The transcript is spliced from 6 exons.